Messenger RNA from Myxocyprinus asiaticus (Chinese sucker), 5529 nucleotides. Its product is annotated as fibroblast growth factor receptor 2-like. The transcript is spliced from 18 exons. Gene Ontology annotation, cellular component: membrane; signaling receptor complex. Lineage: Eukaryota; Metazoa; Chordata; Actinopteri; Cypriniformes; Catostomidae. Gene Ontology annotation, biological process: fibroblast growth factor receptor signaling pathway; positive regulation of kinase activity; protein phosphorylation. Gene Ontology annotation, molecular function: ATP binding; fibroblast growth factor receptor activity; fibroblast growth factor binding. The record is from RefSeq and is a predicted model, not a curated record. Bases 599 to 3112 code for a protein of 837 amino acids.
AAAAACUAUAUGCCGGUAAACGUCUCGGGUUUCAGGGGGAGUGACAUUUCUUUAGAGGGUUGGAGAAAGAGAAAAAAGAAAUCUCCAUAAACCCGACAAAGCGUCUGAGAACGGAGCCACUAUCCUCAGAGACUGCGCGUCACGUCAGUGGAAAUGUGUAUUUUCGCGGGGAUGUUUUUCACACCGCUUGAUACAAUGUUGCAUUGCGUGUCGGUUUAGAAGAAGGGUGCAUUGAUUUUGCGCGAGCCGUUUGGUGAAGCAGUAACACAACUUGGUUUCCGACGAAAAAAAAAAAGUUUAUGGGACGCACUUUUUUCCAUUUGAAGGAUUUACACAAACACUCACGGAUACUAUUUAGUUGCCCGCUGAUGGCAUGCGAUCCUUUCCUCGGUGCACUGUGAUUUUGCCCUGUUGGAUUUGGGAAUAGUGGAUAGUUUUGGUUGCAUUCCUCACUGGAUUCGGCCCAUGCAUAAGUCCCGUUUAUAUGCGGAUCCUGAGCUUCGCUAUUCUGCUCCUCUUCUUCCCAGGUGAUUGGAAGGAAUUCCAGUGAGUGACAGAGCACCCAGCCUGAAGUUCAUGGUUGGGUGGAACUCCUCAGAUGGGAUCUGUGUCCAGGGGGAGGUCGAGGAGGGGGGGAUGGGGUGGUACACCCGCUGCUGAUGGGAUGUCCGCUUUGGGGUGGCUUCUGGGUGUGCUUCUGCUUUUGACCCUGACAAGAGUGUCCGUGGCACGGCCAUCGUUAAGGAUCGCUGGGAAAGUGGAGACUAAGCUUGAACCAGAAGAGCCUCAAACCAAAAUCCAAAACUCUAAGCCCACCCUGUGCUCGGUGCACCCGGGCGAACUUCUCAAGCUCAGCUGCCCCCUGCCUGAGGCGACCGCCAUCGUUUGGACUAAAGACGGCUCCUCGCUUGGCCCGGACAACCGCACGCUCAUAGAUCAGGAGUGGCUACAAAUUCGCGACGCCACCCCUAAGGACUCCGGCCUGUACGUGUGCAGUGCCGCAGGCUCGCAGGCCGGUGAUGUGCUUUGCUUCAUCGUAAAUGUAACAGAUGCCAUCUCAUCCGGCGAUGAUGAGGACGACACGGAGCGAACGGACUAUGUCGGGGCAGAUGGAGAACAAAUGCGGGCACCGUAUUGGACCUCGCCGGACAAGAUGGAGAAGAAGCUACAUGCAGUACCGGCGGCCAACACUGUGAAGUUUCGGUGCGCAGCUGCAGGGAACCCCAAACCCAAGAUGCGCUGGCUGAAAAACGGGAAACCCUUCCGACAGGAGGAUCGUAUGGGCGGCUACAAGGUUCGACACCAGCACUGGACUCUAAUUAUGGAGAGCGUCGUUCCCUCUGAUAAAGGCAACUACACCUGCCUGGUUGAGAAUGCAUACGGCUCCAUCAACCACACUUACACCCUGGAUGUAGUGGAACGCUCUCCGCACCGGCCAAUUCUUCAGGCAGGCCUGCCUGCUAACACUACCGUACACAUCGGAGAAGACGCGAAGUUCGUCUGUAAAGUUUACAGUGAUGCCCAGCCUCAUAUCCAGUGGCUGCAACACAUUGUCAAGAACGGCAGCCGUUAUGGCCCUGAUGGACUCCCAUAUGUCCGCGUGUUGAAGCGCUCGGGCAUAAAUAGCUCGGAUGUGGAAGUUCUCAUGCUCACCAACGUCACAGAAGAGGACGCUGGUGAAUAUACGUGCCAGGUCUCCAAUUAUCUUGGGCAGGUCAACCAGUCCUGUUGGCUGACUGUCCUACCAGCCCAGACAGACACCAUCGAGCAAGACUACCCUCCGGACUACGUCGAGAUCGCAAUCUACUGCAUAGGCGUCUUUCUGAUCGCCUGUAUGGUGGUGAUCGUGGUGGUUUGCAGAAUGAGAACGUCGGCUAAGAAGCCUGAUUUUGGGAGUCAACCUGCGGUUCACAAGCUGACCAAACAAAUCCCACUGCGCCGCCAGGUGUCUUCUGACUCCAGCUCCUCCAUGAGCUCCAGCACGCCAUUGGUCAGGAUCACCACUUGCCGUAGCUCCGCCCAUGAUGACCCCAUCCCUGAGUAUGACCUUCCUGAAGACCCCCGCUGGGAGUUCUCCAGAGACAAGUUAACUCUUGGUAAACCGCUGGGUGAGGGCUGCUUUGGUCAGGUGGUUAUGGCUGAAGCUCUGGGCAUCGACAAGGACAAACCAAAAGAAGCCGUGACGGUAGCUGUCAAGAUGCUGAAAGAUGAUGCAACAGAGAAAGACCUUUCUGACCUGGUGUCAGAGAUGGAGAUGAUGAAGAUGAUUGGUCGGCACAAAAACAUCAUCAAUUUGUUGGGGGCGUGCACUCAGGAUGGUCCGUUAUAUGUAAUAGUGGAGUAUGCGUCUAAGGGGAACCUUCGAGAGUAUUUGAGGGUCCGGCGGCCCCCCGGAAUGGAGUACUCCUAUGAUAUAGCCCGGGUAUCAGAUGAACCUCUCACCUUCAAAGAUCUGGUCUCCUGCACUUAUCAAGUAGCUCGCGGCAUGGAGUAUUUAGCAUCACAAAAGUGUAUACACAGAGAUCUGGCUGCCAGGAAUGUUUUGGUCACAGAAAGCAACGUUAUGAAGAUUGCAGACUUUGGCCUGGCCAGAGACGUCCACAACAUAGAUUACUAUAAAAAGACGACGAAUGGUCGUCUGCCCGUGAAGUGGAUGGCUCCAGAGGCUCUGUUCGACAGAGUUUAUACGCACCAGAGUGAUGUCUGGUCGUUUGGGGUUCUCAUGUGGGAGAUCUUCACGCUCGGCGGUUCUCCAUAUCCAGGAAUACCCGUAGAGGAGCUCUUUAAGCUACUAAAAGAGGGUCAUCGCAUGGACAAGCCCGCUAACUGCACCAACGAAUUGUACAUGAUGAUGAAGGACUGCUGGCAUGCGAUCUCCUCUCACAGACCCACAUUCAAACAACUGGUGGAGGACCUGGACCGCAUUCUCACUUUGGCAACCAAUGAGGAGUAUCUGGACCUGUGUGCCCCAGUGGAGCAGUACUCACCCAGCUUCCCAGAUACACGCAGCUCUUGCUCCUCCGGUGACGACUCUGUCUUCUCCCAUGACCCCUUAGCGGACGAACCCUGUCUCCCCAAGUACCAGCAGAUCAACGGAGGCAUAAAAACAUGAGCUGCCCUCCUCCUGCUUUGAUCUUCUCCAAACCCACCACAUCCAAGCUACACCUUCAGUUCUCAAAGAGUGAGAGACUUAACCCACAAUUCCCUUUACCCACCCAGAACCGUAUGCUGCCUCUAGACUCCUCACGAAGCUCCCGCUGGACUUUCGGAGUGUACCAAGGGAGGCCAGCAGUGCUGCUUUCCGAAAAACAAACUGAAGUGUGUCAAGUGCAGCUGCUUUUUUGUGGAAUCACACGCAAAAACAUGUGACCAAGCUCUUAAGAAGAGGACAGGACCGAAGUGUUGAGACUGAAUGACUAGCUGUUCCCAAGGGCCCACCUCUUGUAUUUUUUGAAGAUUUUUCUCCAUUCCAGACUGUUUCUUGGCAUUCCAGGAGUUUGUGUUCCCAAGAGAAAUUACAUGGUACAUGUGCAGAACUCUGAAGAGAGUAAAAAAGACUAAAUGAGACAAUAGAAAACAAUAUAGUAAGGAAACGUACAACUAAUACAAGUAGAAGAAAACAUAACAACACUGCCUCCAGUUGAUUUUUUGUUUUAUUUAAGCAUUUUGUUUUAUGAUCGGUUUUUUCCUUGAUAACACAGUUAUCGUACAAAAGCCCAUGCAGUUAUUCUUGGUAAAAAAAAUAAAAAAAGAAUACAUGGGAUAUAUUGCUGGGUAUAUUUGUAAAUAUAUUCAAAUAUGUAAAAAUAUAUAUUAUAUAUUUACAUUGAAUUAUUUUUUGUAUGGACUUCCCAACAGUUCCUUUCUCUUCCCCCUUUUAGAUGUUUCUCUGACAUAUACAUACAUUCACACACAAACAUACAUAUAUACAGCAGCACUCGACAUUAACAGUUUUGUGGGAGUGUGGUGCAGGAGAUUGCAUAUAUGUUGCUUUCAUAUUGAGCCUUGGUGCUCAGGUGGGUGGUGGUGGUUCGAUUCUGGGUACAGAAAAUCUUCAGCCCUGAAUGACAAAGUUUAAUGUCGAGUCCUGCAACUCUCAGUUGCUGACACAGUAAAGUACCAGCUUUCAGGGAAAGAGAUAGCUUGUUAAUUUAUUGACUUAUGUUAAAAAACGAUAUCAAAAGAAUAAAAAAGAUCCAAAUAAUAAAGCGAUAAUAAUAUUAAUGAUGACAGUAGAAACAGUAAUGAUUCGUAAUGUUUAUUUUGUCAUUUAAAAUGACAUUUCAGUGAGGCAAUGGUACAAAGAAUUAUAUGUAGCUGGUAUUGAAAGAUCUGCAUUUCUUAUGUUUUAUAUAUAUAUAUAUAUAUAUAUAUAUAUAUACAGGGUUUGGGAGUAACGAGAUUACGUAUUUAAAAUACUAAAUAUAAGUAACUGUAUUCCACUACAGUUACAAUUUAAAUCAUUGGUAAUUAGAAUACAGUUACAUUCAAAAAGUAUUUUGAUUACUGAAGAGAUUACUUUGCAUUUUAUUGUCAUUUGUUUCAUUUAAUAUUUAGUCCUUUCAGAUGGAAAACAUUUCUACAUAUAAAUGAUGCGAUCCAAAGUGCAUUUGAACAGCGGUGAAACACUUUCUUAUGAUGUGUUACAUUCAUACGAGCAGACAGAGAAGUAAGUUUGAAGUAAGUUUGGAGCAGAAGAAAUAGAAAUAAAACUUGUGUAAAUUGUCAGCUUUACGCUAAGAUAAAAUGCUAUUUCUAGCCAUUUUACAUGCACGUUACCAGGCCCGAGCAUAUUUUUGUUUUAUCAAGAAAAUUCACGUUGGAUCAUAAUUUCUUUUUUCUAGUAAGACCUUUGAUAUUAGGGCAAAAAUCAUAUUCUUGAUAAUAAUUUUUGUAUUGUUUUCCUGUAAAAAUAUCUAAAAAUCCUUAAAACAAGAUCAAUUAGAUUUAUCUUGUUUUAGAAACAACAGUGCAUAAGAUAUUUAGGUUUUUCAGAGAAUGUAUUUUUAACAUGUGUAUUUUGUCUUACUGUACUGGCAGAACAAUUGAAAAAUCUACCAGCGCUGAAGAAGUAAUCCAAAGUAUUUAGAUUACAUUACUGACCUUGAGUAAUCUAACGGAAUACAUUACAAAUUACAUUUUACAGCAUGUAUUCUGUAAUCAGUGGAAUACAUUUCAAAAAUAACUCUCCCAACCCUGCAUAUAUAUAUAUAUAUGUAUAUACACACACACAAAUGUGAAUGGUAAGUUAAAAUGCAAAAAUAACAUACAUUUUAUAGUCAGCUAAUCCCUUUUCUGUAGUAGACAAUGUUGUUUUUUUAUCUGGCUAUUUUUCUCACACUGAAGUUUGCAUUUGAAUUUGAUAAAUACUGGUGGAAAAAAGGUUGCAAUAUAUGAAAUAUGAAAUACAGUUUUAAGAAAUCAAAAGUAUUAAGAUAUUCAAGUGUUUAUUUUCUUCCUGACAAAUGAGAUGAUACUGUUCUCAACAAGUGUUCCUGACAGAUUUGUCAAAUUAAAUAUAAAAAUGAA